GCGUCGACCUCCGGGUCUGCUGCAAGGCCCGGCACCGGCGCCUCCCCACGCGGCUCGCCAGCUUCACCAACCACUUCCUGCUCCUGCGGGAGGCGUCCGCGCCGCUGGACGCCCUCCGGGUCCUGUCCAGCCCCCCACGCCAGGAUGCUCCACACAUGCCCUACAGUCCCCAGUACGACGACGACGGGGAGGACUACUCCUCUGAGGACGUCGAAAUGUGGAUCCGCGCCGCCAUAAACCGCAGGGCUCGCUUCAUCCAGCUCAGCCAUCACCCAAGGGACGACGACCUCUCCGACCUCGACAACGUGCCCCUCGUCUCCUGCCACCUCAAGCACCUGCAUCUGUCGGGCACAAUGCUGUACGACAAGACGCUGAGGCAGCUCUCCUCUCAGUGCCCUUCUCUGCAAGUCCUGGAGCUCAAGGACUGCUCCCUGGAUGGCCCCCACAUAUCAUCUGCCUCCCUUAUCACUUUGACCAUGGUCGAGUGCAGGAUCAUCAGGGACCUCACCGUCGCUGCUCCCAACCUCAUAUCGCUGCGCUGUGUCAAUCCAUACCACCAUGCUCCCUCGUUCGAAGACAUGGCUUCCCUGGCCACAUCCACAAUCAUGCUUAAUGACUCUUUCUUGCAUGAUGAGUUUGAAGAGAGGUACGCAGUGCCCGAUCCAGAGGUGUUUGAGUGUGACAGCGACUCAAAUGAUGACAGCGACGCUGAUAGCGACUUGAGUACAUGUGAUGAAUUCUAUGGUGACAAAGUUUUAGGUGGCCAAAAUGUUAUCCGCAGCCUGUCGAAUGCUACAAGUUUGGAGCUGAUAGCUGAUGCCGAAGAGGUAAUUCUGAAUAGGGAAUUGGAGAUGUGCCCAGUUUUUAGCAACCUGAAGGUGUUAUCCCUUGGUGAAUGGUGUAUGGCUGCUGACUUGCAUCCAUUAGUUUUGUUCCUGCAGCAUGCUCCAAAUCUCGAGAGGCUUUUUCUUAAACUCAAAACGGAACAUGAGGAAAUAGAUGACGAUAUCAAACCCGAGGGUACAUCAUUUGCUUGCGAAAACCUUACAAUGGUCAAUAUAAAAUGUCCCAAGGAUGAUGAAAGAGUUCCUGUGUUAGCACAGUUCUUCGUGGCUAAUGGCAUAGCGAUGGAAAAGAUAUCUGUCAAUCACCGACCGACUCACCAACCUCGCCUUUCCUUGGCCAUAAGACGCAGAUGGGCUGCCGUGUAGGAACUGCAGACUUGGCGAUGAUUCUCUCAUGCGGCACAGAUCAUGGCGGCAGCAUGGAACAGAGCUUCUGAUAUGCUUCAUUUGAGUAGCUCUGAAGUCGGAACUAUGUGUGCCUCUAUGAAACCCUUGAAAGUCGAGACUGUUUUUCUCUAGCGUUGUGAGUUAGCAUUAUUAUAUAUUGAUCAAGGUCGGUUUCGUCCUUAGACAAGUACUAUGAAAUGAUGUUACCAUGGUAUUGUGGAAUGUUCAUACUAACCAUGACAUUAUUGUGGAAUG
Molecule: messenger RNA, 1487 nt
Organism: Triticum dicoccoides
Lineage: Eukaryota; Viridiplantae; Streptophyta; Magnoliopsida; Poales; Poaceae
Exons: 5
Coding region: 156-1211 (351 amino acids)
Source: RefSeq, a predicted model, not a curated record